Molecule: messenger RNA, 2811 nt
Organism: Bacillus rossius redtenbacheri
Lineage: Eukaryota; Metazoa; Arthropoda; Insecta; Phasmatodea; Bacillidae
Product: tubulin polyglutamylase ttll6-like
Exons: 18
Coding region: 129-2498 (789 amino acids)
Biological process (GO): microtubule cytoskeleton organization; protein polyglutamylation
Cellular component (GO): cilium
Molecular function (GO): tubulin binding; tubulin-glutamic acid ligase activity
Source: RefSeq, a predicted model, not a curated record
ACUAUUUUAUCACAGAAAAAUUCAACGUCAAUAACAACAGCAAUAAAUGCAAUUAUUUAUUUACAUUUGAAUACCAUCAAAAUAAAAUACGGUAUAUAUUUAUACGAAAAGCUUGGAUUGUAAAAAAAAUGAUACUUACUAAUCAUUCCAGGUGGCUGCCGACGCCAUGCGCGGCGGCGAUGGGGGCGCGCGGGUCUGACGGCACUGACGGCAGCUCGUGCACGGAGAGCCAGGCGGAGCUGUUCUGCGCGCUGCCUGCCGUGGCCGCGGGCCUGGCCCUAGCCGGGGAGUCCAGCGCCAGCUGCAGCCGCAGCUCGCCCGCCGAGGACCGCGACGAGCCGUCCGCCGCUGGGGUCGCCGGAGCGUUCGGUUCAAAGGCCACAUUUUCCUCCCCGGAGCAAUUUCCACAGACUGACUUAGACAGCAACAAAAACAAAGUGCCUAAGAAGAGAAAGAAAAGGAAAAACAGAAGACGAAUCACGAUCUGCACCACGCACUGCCGCUACGCCGUGGUGCGGCGCAUGGCGCUCAAGUUCGGCAUGAGUGAGGUGUCGGAGGACGAGCCGUGGGACCUCUUCUGGACCGACAACACGGUGCCGAUGGAGCGGGCCAAGGAGAUGAAGAGUUUCCAGAAGAUCAACCACUUCCCUGGCAUGGGGGAGAUCUCCCGCAAGGAUCUGCUGGCUCGCAACCUCAACCGCAUGCUCAAGAUGUCCCCGAAAGAUUACAAUUUCUUCCCGAAAACAUGGUGUCUUCCAGCUGACUGCCACGACCUGCUGGCCUACGCGCGCGCGCACAAGAACUGCACCUUCAUCUGCAAGCCGGACACGGGCUGCCAAGGCCGCGGCAUCUGCCUCGCCAAGUCCGUGAAGGAUGUGAAGCUGGGCGAGCACAUGAUCUGCCAGCUGUACAUCAGCCGGCCUUUUCUGAUUGAUGGUUUCAAGUUCGACCUGAGAAUUUACACCCUGAUCACGUCUUGCGACCCACUUCGUGUUUACAUCUACAACGAAGGCCUCGCCAGGUUUGCGACGAGCCGAUACCAGGAGCCCACGCUGGUCAACAUCUCCAACGUGUACAUGCACCUCACCAACUACUCCGUCAACAAGCACAGCCGCACGUACGUGGUGGACGACGAGGCUGGCAGCAAGAGGAAGAUCUCGUCCAUCAACAAGUGGCUGGAGAGCAGGGGCUACGACGUCCCGGAGCUGUGGUCGCGCAUCGACGAGGUGAUCGUGAAGACGGUGAUCGCCGCGCAGCCCAUGCUCAAGCACAGCUACAACACAAGCUUCUCCACGCACGACGACGCCAUCUCCUGCUUCGAGCUGCUCGGCUUCGACAUCAUGCUCGACCACAAGCUCAAGCCCUACAUACUGGAGGUGAACCACUCGCCCAGCUACCACACGGAGACGCCCAUCGACCUGGACGUGAAGGAGGGCCUCAUCACGGACACGCUGCGCAUGCUCAACCUGCAGAAGACCAACAAGCACAAGGUCCUGGAGGAGGAGCGGCGCAGGACCCAGGAGCGGCUGCUGCAGGGCAGCUCCCACAAGGAGAGCAGGGGCAGCGUGGGGGACGCGAGCGCGCCGCGGGAGCAGGGCGACGCGCAGGCGCAGUGGGAGCUGCAGAACGCGGGCAACUUCCGGCGCGUGUACCCGCCCGGCGACGGCGGGGGGCCCGACAAGUACCUCAGGUUCUUCCAGCAGAACGCCAGCUCCGUGUACCAGGAGACGGCGGCGUCCCGGGCGCGCGACGAGUGCACGAGGCUGCUGCGGGAGGAGCUGGAGACGAAAGCGCGCCUCGAGGCCACCAGGCGAGUCGGCUCGAAGCCGCGCGACGCGGAGAAGACGCGCUCGGAGUCGCCCGGGUGCCAGGAGCCAGGGCCCUGUCGCACGAGGGUGCUGCACACAGUCGUCAGGAGGCAGGCGGCGAGGAAGGAGGGCGCGCGGACGGAGGGCGACCCCGCUGCCUGCUCGUUCAGCCCGGAGCCCAUACGGGAGGAGGAGGAGCAGAGCCGGCUGACGGCGCUGCACCACCGCGAGAUGCUGGUGCACAGCCAGGGCAUCGUGAGCGUGGUGAAGGAGGUUCUCCAUCGGAGUGAGAAGUUCAAACGAGAACAUGCAGUGUUGUUUCGCCACUCGAACCACCACGUGGUCCCUGUCAAGUUACCUGCCUUGCAGCAAGCACCUACAUUUAUGCCACAUGCUCCGCUGGACAGGAAGAAUGAAGAGGCUGCGGCUCUGGUCAUUUACCCGACGUUGAAGGGACCGGAGACCAGUGUGUCGGAGGAUGCAUCCCAACAGUGUUCAGUCCUUCAGAGCCAGAAAGGGCUGGCGGUGCAGUGCAGCAACGCGCCGCUCUCCUCCCGGCCGGCGCCGCUGCAGGCCGUGUGGGCGGCCAAGCACGACUGGCGCUCCACGCGCGCGCACAACGCCCGCGCCCACACCAACAACGCCAAGCUGCGCCAGCUGUACCAGCGCCAGUCCAACCACGUCCUCUAGGAAGAACCAACUUUGAUGGACUUUCUUCGAUCUGCCUGUGAUCAAGAGAAAUCAUGCAUAAAUAAUUUUUUUUACACUUAAAAAAAUAUCUUUUACUUUAAUAUACUCCUAAUCAAAAGUUUUAUAUUAUCUAAAUAUUUCCAUUUAUAUGAACUUUUUAUUCAUUGAGUGCCAUUUUGAAGACUGUUUUUAACACUGCCAUAUUUAGGGGACUCAUUAUCUUGAAUCUAUCACAUAGUUGUAUUUUGUACACACGAGUGAGAAUUCACCAAUGCAGAAAAAAUAAAUUUUAAAAUAUUUUAAUCAGCCUUUA